Messenger RNA from Lates calcarifer (barramundi perch), 627 nucleotides. Its product is annotated as interferon a3. Gene Ontology annotation, cellular component: extracellular region. Gene Ontology annotation, biological process: defense response; response to exogenous dsRNA. The record is from RefSeq and is a predicted model, not a curated record. Lineage: Eukaryota; Metazoa; Chordata; Actinopteri; Centropomidae. Gene Ontology annotation, molecular function: cytokine receptor binding. Bases 70 to 627 code for a protein of 185 amino acids. The transcript has 5 exons.
ACACAACACCAGGACACAUCUCAACCUGCUCUAUACAGAGGAGACUUCUACCUUUUUCAAAAAGAAAAAAUGCUGAACAGGAUUUUGUUUGUUUGCCUGUUUCUGGCUCUGUACAGUGCAGGCUCCUCACUGAGCUGCAGGUGGAUGGAUCAUAAAUUCAGACAGUACAGUGAAAACUCUUUGGAUCUACUAGAUACCAUGGUGAAUAAUUCCACUAACAGCACUGAGGAUGCUGAAGUGGAGGACACUGUGGCCUUCCCUAAUGAUCUGUACAGCCAGGCGUCCAAAGCAUCAGCUGAGGAUAAACUUGGUUUCACAGUGCAGGUUCUGGAGGAGAUGGCCGUCCUGUUUGAGGAGGAUCACAGCGCUGCAUCAUGGGAGGAGAGCACAGUGAAGGACUUUGUCAACAUUGUGACCCAGCAGGCUGACGGCCUUCACUCCUGUACUGGGAGCCACAGCCACAAGAAGAAGAACAAGAAGCUGCACAUGUAUUUCAAGAGACUGUCAGGCCACGUCCUAGAACGAAUGGGCCACAGUGCUGAAUCCUGGGAGCUGAUCAGGAAGAAAAUCAAAACCCAUUUAAUGAGAGCUCACCAGCUGGUUUCAUCUCUGCUCACCACCAACUAA